GUAUGGUUUUACUUCCGAAGGUGGAACUGUUCAGUACGUAUCGUUGUUUUCACACGGACCAGUGUAAUUCCCAGACAUGGCAUCCUGCACGCGGACAGUGUGGAAAGUUUUAGCAGGAUGUCAGAGGCAGCUGCUGAGAGCCGGCGGUCCUGUCUACACAGGCGUUUCUCGGACUGCACCGAGGAAUCUACCCGUCAGGACUUUUGCAGCUGUCAAGCCACAAAUGAAAAACAAAAAACAGGAAAAAGAGAAGAAGGUGACGAAAGAAAAGAUAUUAAUCGAUGACAAAGACAGACAUAAGCCCUUCGGCAAGACGGCGUGGGCGCCUGUGGAUGACGUGUACGUUAUGAGGUUCUACCCGCGGACGCUCUAUGACGCAGCAGACGCCAUCGACAUGCUGAAGAACUUUCAGACGUUGGACUUCACUCCCCACAAGCAGCCAGUUUACAUUGAUUUGAAGUUAGACAUGAAACUGGGGAAAAAGAAAACAGUCGACGCCUUCGUCAGCAGGGUGCAAUUACCGCACCCCUUCAAGACGGACCUCAACAAAGUUUUAGUUUUUACUUCGGAUGCGAAUGAAACUAAAGUCGCCCUGGAGAACGGAGCUGUGCUGGCUGGAGGAGUAGAGCUUAUACAGCAGAUCUUAGAUGACGAGAUUUCGGCAGAGUUCUACAUAGCGGUGCCAAAAAUACUGCAGCAGCUUUUACCGCUGAAAAGCAAACUGAGGAAGAAGUUUCCAAAGAGCAACAGAGGCUCAGUCGGCAUCCACAUUCCCAAGAUGUUGGAGUUGUUUAAAACGAGUCAUGAGUUCGUGGUGGAGAGCAACUGCUACAUCAGGACGCAGAUAGCAACACUCGACAUGACCAAAGAACAAAUCUUAGCUAACCUGCAAACUGUUCUGGUUGAAGUUUGUUCCCGACGACCAGCUAGUGCGGUACCUUUCAUCGAGCGGGCGAUCAUCGCCAGUCACACCAGUGAAUCUCUGUGGUUCAAGAGCGAAGACGUUUUACCAAACCCAGUCAAGGUGUCGGAGGGAUGAUCUGUUCUCAGAAUAUAUAUGUGUGUAUAUAUAUUCACUGUAUUGAAUAAAGUAUGUGUUCCAUGUGG
This is a messenger RNA of Cottoperca gobio, 1107 nucleotides long. It is a transcript of the gene mrpl1, whose product is annotated as mitochondrial ribosomal protein L1. NCBI's taxonomy places the organism in Eukaryota, Metazoa, Chordata, Actinopteri, Perciformes, Bovichtidae. The record is from RefSeq and is a predicted model, not a curated record. The transcript is spliced from 9 exons. The coding region runs from base 77 to 1039 and encodes 320 amino acids.